AUGUAAUAUAUCUAGGACCACCAUUUCUCCCCGCUUCCUAGAUAUGUACGUUACAUGUAAUAUAUCUAGAACCACCAUUUCUCCCCGCUUCCUAGAUAUGUACGUUACAUGUAAUAUAUCUAGGACCACCAUUUUUGCCCGCUUAUCAAGCAUAUAUGUUUACUCUGGGGUAUGUAACUUUAAGAAAAUCGUUGUGCACUUGAAAGAACAGGAACACAAGGUCAUCUGCAUAUUCAGAUAGUUGUCAGGAUUUCUUUCUUAGUUUCUCAGUCAAUCGUACCUUUUCCAUUUUACUUGUUAGGUGGAAUUGUCUAAAUUCACAUUAAAGGAUCGCCAAGUUAUUUUGAAAACGUUAACGAUGCAAGGUCUCACUUAAUCAUGUUUCAUAUAUUAAUAUCAUUACUGGGUAAUAUUUCCCUCUUAUCACAUGACGGUGUUCCAAUUUCCUCGAGAGGUAGAACAUUACCUUCGCAAUUAGGCAGGUCGUGGUUAUGAGUAUGGCCACAAUGGAAGCUGGGUGGUUUUGUCGGAGUGUACUUGUAAUAUUCUUCCAGUGCCAUGUGUUUGUUCAGAUGCCUCUACAUUCAUCAAGCAAAGGAGGUAUCGCAGUGAGUUAUCGGGUGGAAAAAUGAAUGCCAACCUCACAGCCUCUAGCCAGUGAAAUGAUACUGUUAAAACCAACAUCAGCUGACGCCUGCCACAAGAGUUAUACAGAAUAAUCGUAUUUCACAAGACAUAGUUUAUCAACAGGACACCUCCCUAGGAAAUCCACCAAUACUGUAAGUAGUAGUGGUAAUGAUGGCAUGAACUGAGGUACAAAAUGAUAUGUUUAUCUUUCAAUUUUUUAUUUUAAUUCCACAUGUUGAUGAUGUAAUAUCAGUGGGCAUUAAUACAUUACAAGGUUCCAUACAGUAUUACAGAGUCAGUCAUCCGCCUUUGCAUUCUCAACUUCCUGGGCAUCACGCUAAUGGGUGACUCUCUACAAGUCUAUUUUAGUCUCGCAUCCACCAAUUGUUUCCAUGUGUAUGUACUGGUAACUAUAUAUGUCUGUAUUAUCAGUUUCAGUUUCAUAAUGACCAUCUUCGUGAUCCUCUGGGUAGUUGGCUUUGUUACUAUUGGAGCCGUUCCAUGCCAUCACACCCAACACUGUUCAGACUGUGACAGAGAGACGGGGGAUUGCCUCACUGAGUGUGACACUGGGUAUUACGAUCCACAAUGCAACUCUACCUGCAGCAGGAACUGUGUUAAUAACACAUGCAUGCUGUCAGAACAUGCUAGCGAUAACUGCACUGAGGGUUGUGUGCCAGGUUAUUCUGGCAUUGGGUGCCACAUACCAUGUGACAGUCCAGGAGGUAACUGUACAGCAUGUCCAGGUGGUUGUGAUGGAGGAUACUGUCAGCUGGGGUCAUCCUGUGUGUCUGGAUGUGUAGACUCCUACUACGGUACUGACUGUGAUACUGGAGAAGACGUCGGGAUCCUGGUGGGACUAUCUGCAUCACUAGCUACAGCAUCAGUUCUCGUCAUUGUUAUCGUCGUCGUUGCUGUGUUCUGGUGUUGUCGACCUUUGAGAAGAGACAGGUUCCAGCUGUACGUCACUCCUACCCAGGACAUGCAUGCCCCAACAGAGAAUAUUGAUGCACCUCAGUACGCUGUCGUUGAUGAAGCAGGGAUGUACGAUGUGCCUUCUUGUCAGGGAAAACCAGCCUACCCUAGCCGUUCUGACUAUGAACUUGGUACAGCAUUCAAACACACCACGUGUCCUAGUCCCUGUUGACAGUUGAAUCCGAAACGAGAUAAGAAAUAUGUGAACGUUUAAGUGUUCCGUCACGUGUUCUAGAAAUGCAUAACACAUCUUGGAGCACGCAGAUAGAGCCGUUGCCAUGUCUACUGGAGGCAAAUGUUUGAGAUGGAAUAUCUAUUGUUUGAUGCAGGAUGCAUGCCACGACAUUUGUAAAUGUACACUUUUAACGACAUUCAUAUCCAUGUGAUUACAAGAAUCAACACAACUUUAAUAUACUAAUGUUCAUAGAGCUACUUAAACUAUUUCUGUCCAGUAAAACGUAUUACACUGAUCUCAUCAUGGAAACUGUUCAAGCUUCAGUUUAAUCCUUUGACAGCAGUGUAAUCUCAUAUAUAUGUGUGUUCCUCAUAUCACGCGGUCUGAUGUGUAUAAGCGUUAGAUAAUGUUUUAGUCUGUAUUUCAUUGUUAUGAACAUUCCUGAAUUAUGUCCGUUUUGUUUAAAUGGGCUGUAAAAUUGCUGCGACCCUGAUUUGUAUUAAUCUGAAAGAAACUGGAACUGUUGCUUCUUCCGGAUUUAGCAAUAGCCCGUCAACGCGGUAUUCAUAACUUACACAUGGCACAAUUGUGUCACAGUUACAAGCAAGCUUAAAGUGUUUCCGUCAUGUUUGUACUGAAGUACAUUUAUCACCCCCUGGAUACACCAGCUUUGACUCUCGGUUUUAGAGGGUGAAACAGAUUCUCUGCGCUCUAGCGAUAUUAUUAUGUUUAUUUUUUGCUUGUGUUAAGAAUUUUGAGUUUGCUACUUUUAAUGUAUUUACCUGGGAAAUAAACAUACUACAUACAGUCA
Haliotis rubra (blacklip abalone) is the source of this 2588-nucleotide messenger RNA. RefSeq names its product multiple epidermal growth factor-like domains protein 6. The record is from RefSeq and is a predicted model, not a curated record. Bases 968 to 1774 code for a protein of 268 amino acids. The transcript has 4 exons. NCBI's taxonomy places the organism in Eukaryota, Metazoa, Mollusca, Gastropoda, Lepetellida, Haliotidae.